AUGAAUGUGAUGGAGAGCGGCGGGGCUGAGAGCGUGACUCGCCUGCUCCGGCGCUGCCCCAGCUUUUGCUACCUCCACCCGCGCAGCCAGUCCGAGGAGAAGCCCAAGGAGGGAGUGAAGACAGAGAAUGACCAUAUCAACCUGAAGGUGGCUGGGCAGGAUGGCUCUGUCGUCCAGUUCAAAAUCAAGAGGCACAUGCCUCUGAGCAAGCUGAUGAAGGCCUACUGUGAGCGACAGGGCUUGUCAAUGAGACAUAUUAGAUUCAGGUUUGAUGGGCAGCCAAUUAAUGAAGCAGAAACUCCAGCACAGCUGGAGAUGGAGGAUGAAGACACAAUCUAUGUGUUCCAGCAGCAGACGGGUGGCACAUGGGCGACCGGAGACCUGUUGGGAUGUCGCAUCUAG
Elephantulus edwardii (Cape elephant shrew) is the source of this 402-nucleotide messenger RNA. RefSeq names its product small ubiquitin-related modifier 3-like. Bases 1 to 402 code for a protein of 133 amino acids. The transcript is spliced from 2 exons. Gene Ontology annotation, cellular component: nucleus. The record is from RefSeq and is a predicted model, not a curated record. Gene Ontology annotation, molecular function: ubiquitin-like protein ligase binding; protein tag activity. Gene Ontology annotation, biological process: protein sumoylation. NCBI's taxonomy places the organism in Eukaryota, Metazoa, Chordata, Mammalia, Macroscelidea, Macroscelididae.